Messenger RNA from Hypoxylon fragiforme, 1917 nucleotides. Its product is annotated as anthranilate synthase component 1. The transcript is spliced from 4 exons. The coding region runs from base 199 to 1740 and encodes 513 amino acids. Lineage: Eukaryota; Fungi; Ascomycota; Sordariomycetes; Xylariales; Hypoxylaceae. Gene Ontology annotation, molecular function: anthranilate synthase activity. Gene Ontology annotation, biological process: L-tryptophan biosynthetic process. The record is from RefSeq and is a predicted model, not a curated record.
GUACGAAGUUACCCAGGUAGGUAUGCAACUAUGUACUAUAUGCGGGGUAGUUAGCUAUCUUUGUAUUGGUCCUCCGUCUUAGUAAAGUUUAUCGAUUGGAAAUUGAAUAAACCUACAUGUACAAGCUGAGUCAACCUUGAACAGCAAAGGGAAGGAACAUUGAAGUCCGGAACUGGAAACAAAUACAUACAUGUAAUAAUGGCACAAGCAGAUGUUGUUCUACCCUCUCUGGACACUGUCCGAGAGAUCCUCUCCAACUCACAAGCAGGGCCCAAGAAACCGAAUCUCGUUCCAUUAUACGGCCAGAUCUCGGCCGACUUGAUUACACCUUCAGCCGCAUAUCUUAAAGUCUCGGCUCAUUCAAAGUCGGACUUUUCAUUCCUCUUCGAAAGUGCUGCUACAGAACGUGUAGGCCGAUAUAGUUUCGUCGGUGCCGGUCCUCGUAAAAUCCUCAAAACGGGAGAAGGCCAUGGAGAGUCGAUAGAUCCACUGCCUGUACUUGAAGAGGAGUUAUCAAAGCAUGUUGUCGCCGACGUACCAGACCUCAGGCUACCACCACUUACUGGUGGUGCGGUUGGCUAUGUCGGCUACGACUGCGUGCGGUACUUCGAGCCCAAGACAGCCCGACCUAUGAAGGAUACUAUUCAGAUACCGGAGUCGCUUUUCAUGUUAUUCGAUACUAUCGUGGCUUUCGAUAGAUUCUUUGGUGUCAUCAAAGUCAUCACGUACCUUCACAUCCCCGAGAACCUAGAUACUCUAGCAGAUGAAUAUAAUAAAGCUACCGCAACUAUCCAGGACCUCAUCGACAUCCUCAAUUCCCCCGAGAUACCUAUUCCCGAACAGCAACCCAUCAAGCUUGGCCAAGAGUAUACAUCUAAUAUCGGCCAGCAAGGUUACGAAUCCCAUGUAACCGAAUUGAAGAAGCACAUCGUCGCCGGCGACAUCAUACAAGCCGUUCCCUCCCAACGAUUCGCUCGCCCGACCUCGUUACACCCCUUCAACAUUUAUCGUCACUUGCGAACAGUAAACCCCUCGCCAUACCUCUUCUAUAUCAACUGCCAAGACUUCCAAAUUGUGGGCGCAUCACCAGAACUACUGGUAAAGGAGGAAGAGGGACGUAUCAUCACGCAUCCUAUUGCGGGUACCGUGAAGCGCGGCAAGACUCCUGAGGACGAUGAGCGACUUGCUAGCGAGUUACGAAACUCGCUGAAAGACCGUGCCGAGCACGUCAUGUUGGUGGAUUUGGCACGUAAUGAUGUCAACCGAGUCUGUGACCCCUUGACAACUAGAGUGGACCGGUUGAUGGUAGUGGAGAAGUUCAGUCAUGUUCAGCAUCUCGUUUCUCAAGUAUCGGGUAUUCUACGACCGGGGCAAACGAGGUUCGAUGCCUUUCGAUCGAUAUUCCCUGCCGGAACAGUGUCCGGUGCCCCCAAGGUACGAGCGAUGGAACUCAUCGCUGAACUGGAGAAGGAGAAGAGGGGUGUAUAUGCGGGAGCCGUAGGUUAUUUCGGAUACGGGAGCGUAGAUAGUAGCGGUAAUGAAAUACAGGGUGCUAUGGACACCUGCAUUGCGCUGCGAACUAUGCUGGUUAAAGACGGAGUAGCAUAUCUCCAGGCUGGGGGUGGAAUUGUUUUCGACUCGGACGAGUAUGAAGAAUGGGUCGAGACGAUGAACAAACUUGGUGCUAACAUGCAUUGCAUUACGUCGGCCGAAAACCUCUACGCAAGAAGACAAAAAUAGAUACAACUUAAUAAAAUGAGAUCUACAAGUUUACACUAUCGUAUGCGCUUGCGUUUGUAGCAUGUUAAUAAAAAUUAAAGAAGAAAACGAGGAAUGUGGCUGGGUUAGAAGCAGAGAACUUUAAAAUGGUAUUUCACAUCUCGCCUCCUUUUUUUCGCCACGGGAAUGUGAGUGACU